Messenger RNA from Ahaetulla prasina, 3521 nucleotides. It is a transcript of the gene ESRP1, whose product is annotated as epithelial splicing regulatory protein 1. Lineage: Eukaryota; Metazoa; Chordata; Lepidosauria; Squamata; Colubridae. Bases 355 to 2292 code for a protein of 645 amino acids. Gene Ontology annotation, molecular function: RNA binding. Gene Ontology annotation, cellular component: ribonucleoprotein complex. The record is from RefSeq and is a predicted model, not a curated record. The transcript is spliced from 15 exons.
GAGGGGUGUAGCCGAACUUAUGCUUCGGAAUUGGCUCCCAUGUAAUUAAGUUUCUCGGCCCCCCCCCUCCGAAAGCCACACGGGGCCUGCGUCUCUCUCCUAAAAGAAGGACCAGAACGGGAAAGCAGGGCUUUGGUGGCUGGAGGUGGGGGCCAGGGAGGGGGCGCUUUCCUUCCUUCCUUCUUUUUCCUUCCUUCCUUACACUAUAAAUUGGGCUCCGAAAUAGCGGCUGGCUGGUUUUUGCGGGGAGGUUUCCUUCUUUUGCAAAGUUUGGUGAAGUGCGUGGGGGUGUUGUUUGUCUUUCCCUUUUCUCCACCCCAAUUUCGGGGGGCUUCUUUCUCCUCCGCCCUCAGCAUGACGACGUCUCCCGAUUACCUGGUCAUCCUCUUUGGGGUCACCGCUGGGGCGACCGGAGCUCGCCUGGGCUCCGAUGAGAGAGAGUUAAUCCAGCUCCUAUGGCGAGUAGUAGAUCUGGCUAACAAAAAGGUGGGCAGUCUUCAUCACGUCCUGAUCUGCCCCGAUCGCCUAGCGCUGACGGACGAAUGCAGAGAAGAGACCGGCCUAGACGAGGAGAGUCUGGCGCUCGCCCCGCAGCUGGAACAAGCCCUGGGGCAGGUAGGCGCGACGAACGAGCCCCUUUUUCCUUCCAGGGCCGAACCUUGGGCUUGCUUGCCCCUCCGCCCGACCGAGCAUUCUGGAAAUCGGGGUGUGCGAGGCGCACCAGAUCACUCCGGGGAGAACAGCUGUUCUCAAAGCUGGGAAACUAUGAAUAUCUUGUUACCUGAAUGCUUCUACUCAUUUUUUGAUCUCCGAAAAGAAUUCAAGAAAUGUUGUCCUGGGUCACCUGAAAUUGACAAAUUAGAUGCUGGUUCCAUGAUACAAUAUCUGAAUCCUGACAAGCGGAGCUCAGCACAACGUUUUGGAAUGCAGCAAUUGGAAGAUAUGGGCAAUGUGAUUUUAGCACUAAUUUCAGAAGCCUACAACCACAGGUUUUCAGAUCCAGAAAGGGUGAACUAUAAAUUUGAAAGUGGAACCUGCAGCAAGAUGGAACUUGUGGAUGAUAACACUGUGAUCCGAGCCAGAGGCUUACCUUGGCAGUCAUCAGACCAGGACAUUGCCAGGUUCUUCAAAGGACUAAAUAUUGCCAAAGGAGGGGCUGCACUUUGUCUCAAUGCACAGGGCAGAAGAAAUGGAGAAGCUCUUGUCAGGUUUGUAAGUGAAGAACACAGAGAAUUAGCACUGCAAAGACACAAGCAUCACAUGGGGAACCGGUAUAUAGAGGUGUACAAAGCAACAGGUGAGGACUUCCUCAAAAUUGCUGGAGGUACAUCCAAUGAAGUAGCCCAGUUCCUAUCUAAAGAAAACCAAGUGAUUGUUCGGAUGCGGGGUCUCCCAUUCAAUGUAACAUCAGAAGAAGUGUUAGCAUUUUUUGGUCAACACUGUCCUGUGACAGGUGGAAAAGAAGGAAUCCUUUUUGUGACUUACCCUGACAAUAGGCCAACGGGAGAUGCAUUUGUGUUGUUUGCUUGUGAGGAAUAUGCACAAAACGCACUAAAAAAGCACAAGGACUUGUUGGGGAAGAGGUAUAUAGAACUUUUCAGGAGUACAGCUGCUGAGGUACAGCAGGUCCUGAACAGGUAUUCCUCGGCUCCUCUCAUUCCUCUCCCAACUCCUCCCAUUCUUCCUGUGCUACCUCAGCAGUUUGUGCCACCCACCACUAUCCGGGACUGUGUUCGUCUGCGUGGUCUUCCAUAUGCUGCCACUAUAGAGGACAUUUUGGGAUUCCUGGGAGAGUUUUCCGGAGAUAUCAGAACUCAUGGGGUUCACAUGGUAUUAAAUCACCAGGGUCGACCCUCAGGAGAUGCCUUCAUCCAAAUGAAGUCUUCUGAUCGAGCCUUCUUAGCAGCUCAGAAGUGCCAUAAAAAAACCAUGAAGGACAGAUAUGUGGAAGUCUUUCAAUGUUCUGCUGAGGAGAUGAACUUUGUAUUAAUGGGGGGCACUUUAAAUCGAAAUGGCUUAUCUCCACCACCAUGUAUUUCUCCACCUUCAUAUUCUUUUCCAACACCCACUGCAAUAAUUCCAACGGAAGCAGCCCUCUACCAGCCAUCCCUAUUCCUCAAUCCACGAACCUUCCAGCAAUCUACAGCAUACUAUCCAGCCGGCACUCAGCUCUUCAUGAACUACACCACCUAUUACCCUAGCAUGCAGCAGAGAAUGGAUCUCUACAGCCAGAUAGGUCGGCCAGGCCACUGCCCCAAAAAUGGAUACCUCUUUAAAGGUCCAAGCAGUUAAAUUUUCUUUAAAAAGCUCCAGUUCACAUCCUAUACAACUUCACUGAACAAAAUGGAAAUCCCGCUGAGCAGGCUCCAAAUUCUACAUGGCUGCAAUCUUUCAAGACAGCAUCUACACCAUCUUGGAUAUCUGCUGAUGUCAGGAAAUUGUGUGGGUUUUUUAAAAUAACCAAAUGUCAUCCCAGAAAAAGCAUACAUGUCACCCCAGAAAUAGCCUUUCUCCGUCUCUCAUUCUAUACUUUCCACUGAAAGCCGUGGGGACCACAUAAAAACACUACCGGAAAUCACAACUGCCAAAUUCACAAGGGAAGAAUAUUUCUAGGUAUCUAUAUCCAAAAAUUACAUUUAUCUGUGAUCACUAAAAGUAUCCUACCGAGGUUAAGGCACUCCUAACAUUUGUUGAUACAGCACAUCAUGGCAAACCAACUUUUCUAGUUUCAUGCACAUUUUUAAAAUAAAACAAAAAGGUCUGAAAACCUUCAGAGUUAUGCCAUUGUGGGGUGGUUGUUUCUGUAUGUAUGUUGCAAUUGUAUGUGUGUGUAUAUAUGCCGAUGUAUGUGUACUUGGGUGUGUAAACACCUUGAUUCGUGUAUAUUUAUUUGUUUAACAAUAUUUUUCAGGUUCUAGGCAGGUUUACUUGUCAGUGUAAAAUGCAGUAUGGAGUGGGGAGGGGAGAGAAUGGUGUAUCAUUUUGUAAAAUAUAGCUUAUAAAUAUAUAAAUAUAUAUAAUGUAAUGCUCCAAAAAUUUGUAUAUUGCACGUGACUACUGUAUAUUUAAAUUCCUCUAGUCAGAUAAUCUAACAGAGGAGAAGUUAUUAAUGGUGUACAAAUCUUUCAACAAUUCUGUUUCCAGAAGCCAAUAUAUAACUUAUAAAUAUUAGUAUCAAAUUAAACCUGGACAGUUAGAAAGUUUCUCCUCACCAUUGUCUUUCCUGUGGAGGAAGGAAUUAAAAUGUGUGCUGUAAAAUGUAGAGAUCACUACACUGUAAGGGGCUGGGAUAUGGAAAUUCUGAUUAUAAUGUUUUACAUCAAUUUUUCUGCUGGUAUCCUGAUGAAUUAUCAAAACCACACAGUUUUUGUAUCCAAAACAUACAGGGGCUAUGUCACUGUUGUAAAGAUUGAUUGGAAUUGGUCUUGCUGGAUUCUGUUCAGACCUGAUGAAUGAAUGUUAUGCUCUUUGACUCACAUUACAGUUUUGUCUUCCACAAAUAUUAAACUGUUUUAAAUCAG